AUACGCCCCGCACUUGCAUUUUUACUAACUUAUUCAACUACUUCACGAAAGGGGGAGAACGGGAAGGACGCGCGGGCUGCGUGACAACGAGCAGAGCGGGGCCUUAUUCGGCCCCCUCUUCACCAUUUUUUUCCCUCAGAACACGGUUGAGGACGCAGUGGGCUCGCCUCAGACACGCAAUGCGCUUGAGGCGACUUGCCGGUGGGCUCAGCGCAGCCCACUACCCUACACGCGUCCUACGACGCGUUUCCCCUCCACCCCACCCCAUCUCCACCCUUCUCCCUCCAUCCCUCGGGCAGGAUCGCCUCUAUGGCGAUCCUGCACCUCGCUGGCGAUGCGCGUCCACUGCAGGGGCUGCCCCCGGCACGCUGCGCGUCCACCUUGGCUGCGCUUGGCCAUCCAGGCGCGCCGGGUAAAAGCCAGCUCGUGCUCCCUCAAGGAGUUGCGGAGGGCGAGGGCGCUGUGAAGGAGACGCGCGAGCUGAGCACUGCGCAAACAGGGGGCGCGCAGGAGAAGGGGAGCAGCGGGGAGAGGGACACACGAAGGAGGGGGGCGCGUGAUCGAAGGGGACACGCGAGCAUGCGUGAAGGGAGAGGGUGGGAAGGCAGGAGCGGGGAGCGCGCGCGAGAACCGUCCUCACCGCCCCCUGGCCUACGUGUAGCAUCGCACUACCCCCUUCCCCUGCUAGCUCGAGUGCGAUUGCGCGCACGGGAUGCAAAAGCCGUGGGCAAUCGGCCCAAGUUGUGUGCCCUCCACCCCCAAGGCCAUACUUCCCGCCUCGCAUGGCUUUCCCAGACCCCCGUCGAGCAUUUUCUCGACGGGGAAGCACUGCGCUUCUCUCGCAGUGGUCCUAGCCUCUACCGCGUUAUACCCCCACCUCCACCCCCUCUCACGUCGCGUUCGUACCCAGCGUUCGCUUUUGAUUCCCUACGAGCAACCCCCGGAUGCGCGCAGCGAAGCCGACGAUGACGACGGCAAUUAUCGUCGCGUGCGCGAGACCUUGACAGGAAGUGUAUGUCUUCGCAAGUGGAAUAGUCGUUGUACAAGUUACUGAGGUAUUUCAUGUCCGAUGUGUUUGAAACUUUCAAGAUGGUGUCAUACUUAUAUCAGAUAAUAUAUUUCAGUCAUAGUCUACCUCUAAA
Schizophyllum commune H4-8 is the source of this 1142-nucleotide messenger RNA. RefSeq lists its product as uncharacterized. Bases 310 to 969 code for a protein of 219 amino acids. The record is from RefSeq and is a predicted model, not a curated record. NCBI's taxonomy places the organism in Eukaryota, Fungi, Basidiomycota, Agaricomycetes, Agaricales, Schizophyllaceae. The transcript has a single exon.